AAAUCAUCUGCACUCCUUCCGCACGGGGUGCGGAUGCGGUUUGAAGCGCGUGGCCGCGCCUAUCAGGCUCCCGUCGCAGGUCCGUGCGCGAGACGCUGAUGACGUGCUUCUCCUGGCGCUGGCUACGGAAGCCGAGCAGGGCGAACGGGCGGUAACGCGGCGGCGGCGGCGCUUGUGGGUCUCCACCCGAGAGCAUGGCGGCCGCGGAUGUGUCGGUGCGCGGAAGAAGAGGCGAAAUGAAAACACAGAUGAGACACUGUUUUCUCUAAAACUGCGAACACUCGACUGCUUCAAAGACAAUCUCGUUUUUUCGUUUUUUUUUUUUUUUUAAUUUUGCAGCUCUGAGAUUCCGGGUGAAGCUUUGUUAGCUUAGCCAGUACCGCAGCUAAUGUAACUCUGCGCAGGAGUAGCGCCGUUUUUCCCCCCACACUCGGAUGAUUUAGGACCGUGAGCUCAGCAAAUGAAAGAGCCCGAGCUGUCUAACGCAAAGACGCAGGAAACCGUGCAGCAGCAGACUGGCUUGCGGUAAAAGUGGACCGCGAUAAUGCGCCGCUUCGUCUCCGUGUCGUUGUUCGGGCUCCGCGCCUUUGUGCGCCGCUUGUUUACUUCGUUUAGCUAAAAGCGAGCAGGGCGCUCAGGAGCAGCAUGGGACCCGCUCCGUCACUGGCACUGUAGCUAAAACCCAGCUUUGCCUUUUAUUACUUGUUUUAAAUGACGAGUCCCGGGUGCUAGUGCGCGUUUCUCUGGUUUAUCCCCCCCUCCUCCUUUCCUUGCCUUCUUUAACGCUCCGUUCAGAGCUAUGCGCGAGUACAAGGUGGUGGUGCUGGGCAGCGGCGGCGUGGGCAAGUCCGCCCUCACCGUGCAGUUCGUCACCGGCACGUUCAUCGAGAAGUACGACCCGACCAUCGAGGACUUCUACCGCAAGGAGAUAGAAGUGGACUCGUCGCCGUCGGUGCUCGAGAUCCUGGACACGGCCGGCACGGAACAGUUCGCCUCCAUGCGCGACCUGUACAUCAAGAACGGCCAGGGCUUCAUCCUGGUCUACAGCCUGGUGAACCAGCAGAGCUUCCAGGACAUCAAGCCCAUGCGGGACCAAAUCAUCCGCGUGAAAAGGUAUGAGAAGGUGCCGGUGAUCCUGGUGGGAAAUAAGGUGGAUCUGGAGAGUGAGCGGGAGGUGUCAGUGAAUGAGGGUCAGGCUUUAGCAGAGGAAUGGGGCUGCCCCUUUAUCGAGACCUCAGCCAAGAGCAAGACCAUGGUGGAUGAACUGUUUGCCGAAAUCGUCCGACAAAUGGACUACGCAGCGCAGCCAGACAAAGACGAUCCCUGCUGCUCUUCCUGCAAUAUACAAUAACCCUCCAUCAUGAGGGCUCGUGCAAACACUCGCACACAUGCACACAUGCAUACACAUACACACUGCACAAACAUGCAGGCACAGUCAUAUACAUUUACAAAAAAGACUCAAACAUUUCAGUAGGUGUUUUUUCUGGUGCAUCGGUUUUCUCAUAGUGUAAUUCAUUCUGGCGUAUAAAUGUCCGAAUGAGAUGUUUUUUGUCACUUUACCUGACUGACUCACAAAAAAAGUGCACUGGCUUUAUGAGUAAGUGCCCAGUUUCUUGAUGGAGUAGGGGGCUACGCCACUCCUGGGGUUUGUUAACACUAUUUAGCCAUUUUUUUUAUUCUUAAAUUGUUUUCUGUUGACUUGACCCAUUUUGAUUAAUUAUAUGUUUCUAAUCAUGUAACUUAGACAAAGCUCUAAUAGCCAAGGGGUCGACAUCCACAACCUCAACAUUGAACUUUAAUAAAAAAAUGAAUAGAGGUAGCGAAAGAUAGGAUGAAACACCUACUCAAACACUACCAAAAAUACAUUUUAAACUAUACCUUUCCCUCCUUUGGUCUUAGUUAUUCUGAAGGAUGGCUCUGUGAACAAUUGUUUUUUUUUUUUCCUUCAACAUCAGUGUGAUGAUGUGUAUCAGUUGUGUGUGUGUGUUCUUUUUCUGGGAGAUGAUGACGGGACUCUUGCCACAGAAAAUCCUUUGAGUUUCUGUGGAGUUUUCAUCAUCCAGCAUUUCAAUUUUGCUUCUGAGUUGGGUUAAACAUUCUUCACAUCGUGCCAUCAAACUCCACUCUAGUGCUAGCGUUUCACAAAAAAAGGUGCACAGGGAGAAAACCAAUUUCAAACCGUAAUGAAAAUAAUGCGUAGUAGUGGUGGGUGAUGGUGAUGAUGCUGGUGGUCUAAAUACAAAUGUGGACUUUGCCAGUUCCACUCCGGCUCCUCCUUCCUUUGGCCUGUGUGCAUGGCCUGAAGACUGAACCGCUUGAAGCUGAUUUAAAGAGUUUGAGCCAAAACGACGAUCACUCCGGUCAGACCAGAGCAGCGAGGUGCUGUGUAUUCAUUGUUGAUUUUAUAUUUUUUUAUGUGAACAUUUACUCUCUCCUUCCUGAAUGAAUGGUGACACUCUUUCAUUUGGCACCUCAAUAAAGUGUGUUCAACACA
Messenger RNA from Clarias gariepinus (North African catfish), 2494 nucleotides. RefSeq names its product ras-related protein Rap-2a. Gene Ontology annotation, biological process: negative regulation of cell migration; Rap protein signal transduction. The record is from RefSeq and is a predicted model, not a curated record. The transcript is spliced from 2 exons. Gene Ontology annotation, molecular function: GDP binding; GTP binding; GTPase activity. Gene Ontology annotation, cellular component: plasma membrane. The coding region runs from base 800 to 1351 and encodes 183 amino acids. NCBI's taxonomy places the organism in Eukaryota, Metazoa, Chordata, Actinopteri, Siluriformes, Clariidae.